Messenger RNA from Fonsecaea nubica, 1119 nucleotides. RefSeq lists its product as hypothetical. Gene Ontology annotation, cellular component: cytoplasm. The record is from RefSeq and is a predicted model, not a curated record. Lineage: Eukaryota; Fungi; Ascomycota; Eurotiomycetes; Chaetothyriales; Herpotrichiellaceae. The coding region runs from base 1 to 1119 and encodes 372 amino acids. The transcript has 2 exons.
AUGGCACCCACUCCGGUCACCAUCAUUACAGGGUUUCUAGGUGCGGGAAAGACAACUUUGAUCUUGAACCUCAUACCGCAACUCCCAAAGAAUUAUAAACUUGCCCUGUUAAAAAACGAGUUCGGUGACGUCGCUGUCGACUCCCAACUAGCAGGAUCGGCCUCCAUCUCGGGUGUCCGGGAACUCUUGAAUGGGUGCAUAUGCUGUAAUCUCGUUGGUCAAUUGAGCGAUGCUCUUUUCCAGCUCAAGGACUCAGUCGCACCCAGUAGAAUCAUCAUCGAAACCUCCGGAUCCGCCUUUCCCGCUACGCUUGCUAUGGAAGUUAACCGUGUAUCGCGAGAGCACCCGGGCUCAUUCAACCUCGACGGCGUCAUCAGUGUCAUUGACGUCGAGAACUGGAAGGGCUACGACGACACCAGCUACACGGCCAAGAUGCAGGCCAAAUACACCGAUCUGAUCGUUUUCAACAAGUGGGAGCUCGUCGAUGAGCGCAUGUUUGAAGAUGCCCUGGACCGUGUCGGCGAUCUAGACGUCCAAGUCGCUUGGGUCAAGAGUCAAAAGGGCUGGGUUGAUGUUGAAGUCAUCAUGGGUAUCGACGGAGCAAUGGUUCGCGACGAAGGGUUAAGAGGAGCGAUCGAGUUCAACGAAGAACACGCUCACGGAGAUCACCACCACCAUCACCAAGAAGAAGUCGAGGUUCUGAGUGUUGUGGUGACGAAUGAGGACAUGACCAAACCACCUCAGGGUGUUGUCCUUGAGUCCUUCGAGGACCUGCUGCUUUCUGCCCCUAAAGACGAAGUCUAUCGCAUCAAAGGGCUUGUGCUUUCCUCAAAACCACCACCUGAUUCUACAGGCGAUCGAAAACCCAGCAUCGCAGUCGACUCAGAGGGCCAAAGUCUGUAUGUCUUGAAUUGGGCAUUUGGCCGGUGGACAUACACGCCCCUUCCCAGCGCGGCCUUUAAGGCCAUGGAAAAGGCCAGUGCUCGGUUGACCUUCAUUCUUGCCAGAGGGGAGGCGAGCAAGUGGACCCGACGACUUCAAAAAGGAGACUUUAUCGCCCUCGAGGGAGAGGAAGGGAAGGAAGAGAAGGGCGUCCUGAAAAUUGACAAGAUAGGGUGA